This is a messenger RNA of Portunus trituberculatus (swimming crab), 4261 nucleotides long. Its product is annotated as SID1 transmembrane family member 1-like. Gene Ontology annotation, cellular component: membrane. NCBI's taxonomy places the organism in Eukaryota, Metazoa, Arthropoda, Malacostraca, Decapoda, Portunidae. Bases 154 to 2760 code for a protein of 868 amino acids. The record is from RefSeq and is a predicted model, not a curated record. The transcript is spliced from 15 exons.
AAGUUAGAAACUACGAGAUCGGAAACUUGUCGAGGCAGAGCUGUCAUCUCAGAGGUUUCACGACGUACAGGCAUUGGUGCAUACCUUACUAGUGAACCAUGGACUCCUACUUCACCUUUUCUUGAACGUCUGUGCGCAGUGAGACUUGUGGAAAUGGCUAUUUCUUUUACUGCUAUUGUGGUGGUGGGGUGUGUGGUGAUCUGUGGAGGAGUGAUGGGCAGCCCUGAUAACAGAGACGCCCCUGACACGCUCCAUCAUCACCCUGGACAUACCAGUCACAUUGAAGGACAUGUUAUGAGCAGUCCUGAAGGUACUCUGUUCAUGAGGAAUGCAGAACUUGGGAGAAAUGAUCUAUACAAAGGUGUAACCAGAGCCUCUAUACACAAUGGGAUGGGUGUGGCCAAUGGAAUGGAUACAGGUCACAGGGAGGCAAUCCAUUCCGUUGUGUUGGAAGGAAAGUUUGGAGAACACAUCACCAAGAAAAUCAAUGAGACCUUUGAAUACUUAAUUGAGUUCACUUAUAAUGUAACAGUGUUAGAGUCUCAAGCAGUGCGAGUCACCGUGAGCAGCCUUAGGAGCAGCAACACAUACCCCCUCUUGGUAGUGGUGAGGCAGCAGCGAGGAGUCUUAUCCUGGCAGUUACCUCUUGAGCCUCCGCCAAACACUCGUAUUUUAGAAAAAUACUACACUGUUUCACAUACCCUGUGUCCUGUAAAGAAUUUCAAGGUGACAUAUCAGGGAAAUCUUGACAUGACUCAACGGCUAUUUGUGGAUAUAUCUACAUCUUCACCUACAAAUUUGAACUUCACAGCCACAGCGGAGUUUCUGACCAAGUUUCACAUUGACCUCCAUACUGACAGGGUGUUUGAUGUCACACCAUCUCAGCCAAUGUUUUAUGAAUUCAAGUUCCCUGAACAUGUUGAUAUGGUACUAGUGAAAGUCAUUGCUGAGGACGACUUUUGUGCUAUGGUUGCAAUUCAGAAUAUCACAUGUCCUGUGUUUGAUAGUGAAGAAAAUGUCCAGUAUGGAAAUUAUUACCAAACUAUGACCUAUCGAGCAGGUAUCACAGUGAGGAAAGUUGAUUAUCCAGAAGGGCUGUAUGUGGUAGUAGUGGUGCUGUCUACUGAUGAAGCUUGCUCAGGCUCCUUUCAACAUGUGUAUCGUACUCGCAAGAAGACCAUAACGCUCACAAUUGAAGAGAAAAUUACAAAAGUAGAAUAUCUUGGUGCCAUCUUUGCUGGUCUUGGCUACUGUGCUCUGUUUUAUGCUGUAGCAUUGAUCUUGGGCUGCAUAUCAUGUAUCAGGGAGAAGCGUAAGCAGCCUCGUGCUCGCAGUCUCAUGGAUGAUUCCAUCUUGGCAACAUCAGACGAGCCAGGUGCUCAGGGAUCAUCAUCUUAUGGAGCUGUUACAGGGAAUGCAGGGACCAACAAGGAGGAGCACCCACCUUUGCCUAGAGUACCAUCUGACUCUUCACUCGAUGAGGAUGACAUUGACAUGCUUACUGAUGCUGAGAGUGAGAAGGAUGUAUUCAGAACGAAGACCUUCUUGUAUGUAAGUGACUUGGCUAGAAAGGACAUGAGGGUUUUGACCAAAAAGUCUCAGUUAUACAUCUGGGGCUUGUUGACAGUUGGGAUAUUCUAUGCUGUUCCUGUCAUCCAGCUGGUGAUAACAUAUCAGAAGGUUCUUGAUGAGACAGGAAACCAAGACCUGUGCUUCUAUAAUUUCUGGUGUGCCCAUCCUCUUGGUCCACUGACAGACUUCAAUCAUGUUUUCUCCAACAUUAGCUACAUCCUCUUUGGCAUCCUGUUCAUUACCAUGUGUGCACGUAGGAAUCACCAGCAUAAAUUGGCUACAAAAGUUGACUUCAAGAUUGACAAGUACUAUGGGAUUCCCCAGCACUUUGGUCUUUUUUAUGCAAUGGGUGGGUCACUCAUUAUGGAGGGCUUUAUGAGUGCCUGCUACCACAUAUGUCCUAAUAAUUCAAACUACCAAUUUGACACUUCAUUCAUGUAUGUGAUAUCUGUACUCUCUAUGUUGAAGAUCUACCAAACUCGCCAUCCAGAUAUCAAUGCAAGUGCCAGUGCCACUUAUGCAGCAUUGGCAGCUGCUGUUCUCUUAGGAGUGAUUGGGGUUCUGAGUGGCACUCUUCUAUUUUGGAUCAUAUUUGGUUUCAUCCAUGUCAUUGCCUGCCUUCUGCUGUCGUGCCAGAUAUACUAUAUGGGCAGGUGGAAACUUGAUUUUGGAGUCCUCAAACGUUUCAAGACAUGGUUUUUGAGUGAGAUCAGUGACCGCCGCCAAAUGUGUCGACCGAUGUACUGUGACCGCAUGGUGCUGCUGAUGCUGGGCAAUGCAGCCAACUGGGGAUUGGCUAUUUAUGGCAUGGUGUCCACUCCCAGGGACUUUGCUUCUUACCUCUUGAUCAUAUUCCUCACAAACCUUUUGCUUUAUAUUGCAUUUUAUAUCAUCAUGAAGUUGAGACAUGGUGAGCGUCUCCUCCUGCAACCAGUCAUUUACAUGGUGCUCUGUGCUGCUGGUUGGAGCACAGCUGUGUAUUUUUACACACAGCAUACCACCACCUGGGAACUUACUCCAGCACACAGCCGCCAGUAUAACCAGGAGUGUGUUUUGUUACAUUUUUAUGACACACAUGACAUUUGGCAUUUCCUUUCUGCUGGAGCUAUGUUCUUUGGAUUCAUGCUUCUGCUAACGCUUGAUGAUGAUCUAAGUCAGACACCACGUGAAAAGAUUCCAGUCUUCUAAAAUAGAGAUUAUUUACAAAACUUUAAUGCAGGUUAUAUGAAAAUAGAAAAUAGUAUUUGUGUAUUGUAUGUAGCAUUUUGUUUCUUUAAUCUACUAUAAUUUAUAUAUGCACAGUAAAUUUCUUUUUACUUGGCACAAUAGUCUUUGCUGAGUUUUUUAAUUUUCUGAGUUAUGAAAAUUCUUUAUUCCCCUUCCCCAUUUUUGCAUAAACAGUCAAAAUUUUAAAAACUCUUCACUACACAGCAGCAGUAAAAGCUUAAGGGGAAGGAGUGGCUAUAGUCAUGAAGUCUAAGCAGAUGGGAUUCAUUCAGAUAACCUCACAACAAUACUGCAUUACAUCUACUGCAGUCAUUUAAUUCAUCACAUUGUUCUGUACUGUACAGUGUAAAUUGACAGCAGGAUUUUGUAAAAACUCAUUGUCUUGCUGGUUUGUCUCAAAUUCCAAGUUAUACAGUGCUUAGUGAAGGAUUUUACUGCAUGUAUUUGUACUAUAUAUAUAUAUAUAUAUAUAUAUAUAUAUAUAUAUAUAUAUAUAUAUAUAUAUAUAUAUAUAUAUAUAUAUAUAUAUAUAUAUAUAUAUAUAUAUAUAUUGGAUGUUUUAUGAUUUGUCAACAAUAUUAUAAUAUAUCUAUAUGUACUACAAAUUAAAUUUAAUGUAGUGUUUAAGGUGUUGCAGGCCAAUGGAGCAUUCUGGUAUUGGUUAAUUCUGUGUUACUUUCUGUGAUCUACAUAAUAAAUAAACAAUUCCUGAUAAGUAUACAUUAAGUUAGUGUAUAUACUCAUGUAGAAAAAAGUAAUAUAUUACAUGUGUUAUUUUUGUAACAGUUUUUAUACUAAUAUUUAAGAUGUCUUUUUUCCAUAUAUGUACUGAAUUUCUCUGACUGUCUUAUAUUAACAUGUAAAAUUAUAUUGUUGUAGAAUGUUAUUUAGAUUGAUUUGUAUAUUUUGUUACAACUGACAGUCCUAUUAGUUGUUAAGUGAAAAGGGAACACCUUGGGAACAGAUAUGAAGUAUUAUCUUAAACUGAAUAAUGUUGGGUAAUGAAAGCCAGCAACUCUACAUUAAAAAAGUUGAGAAUCUGUCUGCUUUCUGUUGGACUUUCCACCAUAUUUGCUUGUACGUCACCUGUUAUUCCCCCUACACUAUUUCAUCACCUUGCUCUCUCUCUCUCUCUCUCUCUCUCUCUCUCUCUCUCUCUCUCUCUCUCUCUCUCUCUCUCUCUCUCUCUCUCUCUCUCUCUCUCUCUCUCUCAUACCAUAUAUAUAUUUUUCUUACAGAAUGACCAAUAUUAUCUUCAGAAAUUGUCACAUUAAAUCACAAUCUCUCACCUCAACUCUGUAUCCUCUCAGUGCAGGCAACAAGCAGCCAUCAGAUUCUUCCUUGGUUUUGGGGAUGCCUCUGUGAAUUCCCCUCAUGGUGUUGGUGGUGAUGGUUGAGGCCACAGUACCUUCUAAGAGUCAUUUACUGCCUAAGAAAAUAUGAAAUGAAUAUGUACACUUGA